Cavenderia fasciculata is the source of this 3075-nucleotide messenger RNA. RefSeq names its product phospholipase D. The transcript has 7 exons. Gene Ontology annotation, biological process: cell motility. Gene Ontology annotation, molecular function: catalytic activity. NCBI's taxonomy places the organism in Eukaryota, Evosea, Eumycetozoa, Acytosteliales, Cavenderiaceae. The record is from RefSeq and is a predicted model, not a curated record. The coding region runs from base 1 to 3075 and encodes 1024 amino acids.
AUGGAAAUAGAGAAGCUUGCUGCUGCUGCUCAUUUUUCAACACAGAAUAAACCUAGAAAUGUAUUCUUGGAUAUAUCAAACGAGAAUCAACCAUCACGUAGAUACUUUGUAGGAAGAUUCUCUACUAGUAGUACAAAGUCCUGUGAAUCAAUUGUUCAUAUAUCAAAGACUCCUAUUACUGUACAUCUAUCAUACGGUCCGUUGAUGUAUCAUGAUUUAGGUCCUCAAACAAUUUAUGAAUUCCUUUAUGAAGAUCCUGUUCAUUUGGGAAAGAAAAAGUUUUUAACAUUUGGAAGAAGAGGACCAUUAUAUCAUGUUUGUUAUAGUGUAUCUCUUGUUAAAUAUUCAUAUGGAUUCUCAUUGAACAAGAUUAGUUGUUUGAAACAAAUCACAACUCAAAAGGAUCAACUAUUUGCAGAGGUUGAAUUCAAUCAUAGUCCUCAGAGUAUUGGUUUGGGUCAUACCAAUCGUUAUCAUUUGGGUAAUUUCCAAUCUCAUGAUAUGACUGAAAUACAUAGUGUUCAUAAUUUAACAUUUUCAACACUUGGAAACUUUGUUAUAACAUUUUAUGUAAAGACACCAAUAGCAGAAUAUAUCUUGGGAACUAUGAAAUAUACACCAACACAUGAGAUUAGUAAUAAUCCAGCUAUAUUACAAGGGUUGUCGGCAUUUACAUCGUCUACAACUAGUCCUAUAAUGCCACCUCCACUUGCUCAGACACAUCCAACCAAUCCAUCGUCAUCAUCGUCGGUUCCGUCGAGCGAGUAUUUGGCAAAUGAUCGAACACUAAAUAUGAGUAAUGAAAUGUAUAAUAGCGGCAACCACAAUAGCAAUAAUGUACUCAAUAAUGUACAACAGCAACAACAGCAGCAACAGCAACAACAACAUCAACAACAACAACAGCAACAACAACAAAUCAUUUUAAACAAAGAGAGAGGAGGAUUGUUAUUUAAUCGUACAAACGACGACAAGAUCUAUACAUUCUUGAUGGAUGAUUUUUCAACGACGAAAAAGAUCACUCUAACCUCUCCCGAAGGUAAAGGAUCAUACGAAUUUGUAUUUACAUUGACAAAAACAGACUAUAUGUUGACUGGCGAGUCAAACAAUCAAAGACUGGAUGGAGAAGAAAUCGACUCGUCACCACUUUUAACAAUUCACACAAAAGAUAAUCCAAACACUGCACCAACAAGAAGAUAUUUACCAGUAGUUGAUAAAGAUAAAAAUAUACCUACCAACGCUACUAGUAAUAGUGCAAGUAGUAAUAAUAAUAAUAAUAAUAAUAACAAUUCAGGUCAAGAAGAAAUUAAUAAUACAUCAUUUAGUAUACAGACAGAAGGAAAUGAUGUAGAGAUUCUUAUUGAUGGUUUACAAACAUUUAGAAGAUAUUUUGAAGUGAUGAUGGCUGCCAAACACAGUAUCAAUAUUUUGGCUUGGGAAUUGUCAUUUUCAUUUGGUCUGGUGAUGACUGAGCGAGUCAAGAGUGGAAUCCCAACAUUUUCAGGUGGUUCAACAGAAAGUCUUGGUAAAUGGAUUACAUUGGAGGAUGUUUUAUUGUCUCGAGCAUUGGAUGGUGUCUCUGUUAGAAUCAUUGUUUGGCGUCAUGAACUACUUUCUCAUCUUACUAGAUUUUUGUAUUUGGGUGAAGUUACAAUUGAAAGAGAAGCUGCAAAACUUGAAAGAAGAUGUAAACGAUUGGGUAUACCCUGUAGAAUCCUAAAUACCACCCAUCACAAUCUAAAUGACAUUUAUGAGGAUGAAUUGCAUCCACCUCAAUACCAAUACCCAACACCACAACAACAACAAAAACAACAACAACACCUCAAACCAAUUGGUCAUAUUACCAUUAUUAUUGCUGGUAACCCAGAAGGUAUCCUUUCAUCUCAUCAUGAAAAGUUGGUAUUGAUCGAUUCAGAGUGUCCAGAGAAUUGUGUAGCUCUUACUGGUGGAUUUGAUAUGGCUCGUGGUCGUUAUGAUCAACCUUUACAUCAAAUUCCAAAACAAAUUAGAUAUUUACCAACAACAAAAGAUGAAAAAUUGGGAAAUUCUACAUCUUCUUCAUCAAAUUCAUCAAAUUCAUCACCUACAAACAAUUUAAAUCGACCAAUUAGAUAUACAGGUACCAAUAUUCAACCAGUACUUCCACAAAUUAGAUUCCUUUGGCAUGAUAUACAAAUUCUACUUCGUGGUCCAUCAACUCAACAACUUCGACUUCAUUUUAUUCAAAGAUGGGUUCAUGCAUUUACCAAUAACAUUUCUCUAACACGUUCAAAGUCACUUAUCAAAGAUGUACAACUUGAACAAAACUUUCAUUGUCAAAAGGCUCAUCUUAAAAACAAUGAAAUCCAAGUAACUCAUACCGACCCGGCACCAAUCUAUCGUGACUGUUCCGUUAGACUAUUUAGAAAUUGGAAAGGAGUUUUGGAUAGUAACCUAUUGUUUGACGAUUUUGGAAAGAUGAUUCUAAACGCAAAAGAAUUCCUCUACAUUGAACAUCAAUAUCCAUUCCAAAACUUUACUCUUACCUAUUACAUGUGUGAAGCAUUAAAAGCAAAACCAAAUCUUCAUAUCUUAAUCGUUACUCCAGUUAAAACUGAUUUACCAAGUGGUCUUGUCGGUGAAUUAUUUGAUUGGUCUCAAGAUCAUAUUAUAAGACAUUUACAUUUAAUUUAUAGUGUUGCGCCUGAUAGAGUUGGAGUUUAUGGUUUAAUUAGACAAGAUGAAGAAACAAAAAGAAUUAAACCAAUUUAUAUUCAUUCAAAAUUAAUAGUAGUUGAUGAUGUAACAUUAAAUGUUGGUAGUACGAAUAUGGAUAAUAUGAGUUUUUUUCAUUCAAGUGAAUUAAGUAUAUCAGUGAUGGAUCCAGCACUGGCAAGAGAGACUAGGGUAAGAUUGGCACAAGAACAUCUUGGAGAUCAUUACAAUGAAUCAAUGGUGACCAACUUUAUGGAAAUGUUUCAUUGUUUUAAAAGAGUUUCAGAUGAAAACUAUGAAAGACUACGUCACAAGAGAUUAUUAAUUGGCAGACCUAUUGCACUUAAUCCUCUUGACAAAAUGGAUAAACAAGGUUGUAAAUAA